AUGGCGUGUGGAGACAAGGAUUCUGAUGAGAGGAUAGCAAAGGCCUUGCUCAAGAAGGUCGUUAAGGAGGAUCUGAUAGACAUUCCCUUAGAGGAUGUCUCGUUCCUCACCCUCGAUGCUGUGGAAGUACAGAAUGAGGAGGAGGAAGAGCUUGUGAAGAAGGGGUUCACAGUGGUCUGCGAAAUUGGUGAAAAACUACAGGAUGACGAGGAGAUCCAAGAUGACAUAAAGGGGCUUGUACAAAACUUCAAUAACGGAAUAGCAAAGGCCAAGGAGAUAUUUCAGGAGAACUUGAAUGUGAUGUUUCAGGGUGGCAUCACCUGGGAGAAGAUUGUUCGUUUACUCUAUUUUGUUGGCAAGGUGGCAUACACAAUGGUCAAGUCAAAGGGGAUGGCUCAGUCAUUGAUGGAGCUCCUGAUUUGGAUUCUGGACUUUUUCUUAAAAGAUCUCCUGCUCUGGAUUCGAGGACAUGGAGGAUGGAUCGGCUUUGAAUCAGCUGUUGUCUGA
This is a messenger RNA of Limanda limanda (common dab), 507 nucleotides long. RefSeq names its product apoptosis regulator BAX-like. NCBI's taxonomy places the organism in Eukaryota, Metazoa, Chordata, Actinopteri, Pleuronectiformes, Pleuronectidae. Gene Ontology annotation, cellular component: mitochondrial outer membrane. The record is from RefSeq and is a predicted model, not a curated record. The transcript has a single exon. The coding region runs from base 1 to 507 and encodes 168 amino acids. Gene Ontology annotation, molecular function: protein heterodimerization activity; protein homodimerization activity; channel activity. Gene Ontology annotation, biological process: positive regulation of apoptotic process; intrinsic apoptotic signaling pathway in response to DNA damage; mitochondrial fusion.